AUGUCCAUAGCCCAAGUUGUCAAAGAUAUCAAGGGACGUCUUGAUGGAAAAGUAGCAAUCAUCACCGGUGCUGGAAGUGGUAUUGGCUUCGAAUCGGCCAUCCUGUUUGCAAGAGAAGGCGCAAUUGUGGUUGCUGCUGAUGUCGACUUCCAUGCUGCCGAGGCUGUGGUUGAAAGAAUAAAGGAAAAAUAUCCAUUACAUGUUAGGAAACAUACUCUCGCAUGCAAGGUGGAUGUUUCUAUAGAAGAGGAAGUUAAGAAAUUGGUUGACGUUACUUUGAAAGAAUUUGGCAAACUUGACAUCAUGUUUAAUAACGCGGGAAUAAUGCAUCCCGAUGACGGUGAUGCUCUAAGCACUGAUGGAGCGGUCUGGGAUGCUACAUUGAACACCAAUCUAAAAGGUGUUUGGUUUGGAUGUAAAUAUGCGAUUGAAGCAUUCCGAAGGAAACCUAACAAUGCAGGUGGUGUUAUCAUUAACACCGCCAGUUUUGUCGGCCUCAUGGGUUCGGCGACUCCGCAGCUAGCUUACACUGCCUCGAAAGGUGCGGUCAUUGCCAUGAGCCGUGAGUUAGCCAUUACCCACGCUCGAGAAAACAUUCGUAUCAAUACUUUGUGCCCAGGACCAAUUCGAACACCCUUACUAAUGAAUUAUCUUGAUACCGAAGAAAAGAAAGACCGCCGUCUUGUUCAUCUACCAAUUGGACGCUUCAGCGAACCCGUUGAACAAGCACAAGCUGCUUUAUUCUUGGCUUCAGAUGACGCGUCUUAUAUCACAGGAACUGAAUUUAAGGUUGACGGCGGUCUCACUGCUGCUUAUGUGGUCAGUAAUCGUUAUUAUGAGGUUUUUUUUAGACAUCGGUUUUUGGUUCUUACCUCAUUUUUCUCUAAAUCAGACUCCGGAAGGUCCUUGUGUCAGUCUUCCACCAAAAAAUUAUUUCAAGCCCAAGUCAUAACUAGUCUGAAAAGAAUAGUUGUCGCUUUUUGA
Molecule: messenger RNA, 984 nt
Organism: Acaulospora morrowiae
Lineage: Eukaryota; Fungi; Glomeromycota; Glomeromycetes; Diversisporales; Acaulosporaceae
Source: the annotation of a GenBank genome assembly